This is a messenger RNA of Physcomitrium patens, 2929 nucleotides long. RefSeq names its product flagellar WD repeat-containing protein Pf20. The record is from RefSeq and is a predicted model, not a curated record. Lineage: Eukaryota; Viridiplantae; Streptophyta; Bryopsida; Funariales; Funariaceae. Gene Ontology annotation, molecular function: protein binding.
AGGAAUGUCGGUCAGCCCAACCAAUUCUGGGUAAUCCAACCGGGCAUCACGGCAGUCUCUGUCGGUGGCCCCAGUAUCGGAAGUCGGCUGAAACUUAGAUCGCAAUCCAUGAAAGCGGUUGGUUACAGCAAUUGAAAAGUUUCAGCUUCGUGUUGAAAAGUUUUGAUUUUGCCUCCAAUCCGUAAAUGAAUGGCGAACUCCGAACUUGGUUGUAUAUUGUUCGACAAGCAAGCAGGAUUGGAAAGCAUGAAGUGGUAACCGCUGUAGUUUGCCCAAUCAGGGCAGCAGAAGCAGCACAAUUUUGCAUGAUUGGACACCUUCCGGAUGAGUGAUCAAUUGUUGAUGUAAGUUUGGAGUUGGUUUCGAAAGGGUUUUCUACCAUGUCGGAGACAGCUACUUGUCCAAGCGCAGGAGUGCCUGACGACGAGCUUGUUAUUCUGCCAAAUGACAGCUUUGAUGGCAGCGACUACACAUACGAAGAGGUGGGCAUUGAUGAAGAGUUUGAAUCAGAAGGCGAUGUCGAAUCUGAAGAUCUUGAAGCCACCCUCCAUUCUUUGCAGAAGCUUUCGUUUCUUCUCGGUAAAGGGCAAAAGUCGGUUGCUGUACCGGAAGUACGUCGUCAGAGAGAGGUUCUGGAUGAUUUUGUACGAAAUUUCUGCAUGACAUACAAUCUACACAAAACGCUUGAAGUGUUCGAAGUAGAGUGGUUUGAUGCGAAGGAGAAGGGGAGGGUGAUAGAUAGUAAGCUUAUAAUGGUACCUGAUGAAUAUAGCCGCUCCUUACAACUAACCAACAUUUUGAAGCGCCUUCAAGACCAACUUGAACAACAAUCUGUCGUUGCUCAAUGCCGAGCAGAGAUGCUGGAGAAAUUUCGGAAGGAAAGAAACUUGCACCGGAUGCACCAUAACCGAAUCGCGCAAGAGAAGAAUAAGUUAGUCAAUGUCAUUAAGAGGUUGCGGACCCACUUUGGGAAGUACGAUGGUUUGCUGGAACAACUGAAGAAAAAAUACGAGCAAGCUGUAAAGGCCAAGGCGCUAAUGGCCUUGGAGAGAGACAAACUACGAACCAUAGUGGAGAAGGCAGAGUUGUUCACAGAGGAUAAUCCUUUGUCGCCGACUUACAAAGGACCCAAGUACGGGAAGAACUCCAUGACACCAGUGUCGAAGCCAGAUCCCUUGAUUUCUGCCUGUAAGAUCAACCCCUUUCAUGAGGCACGGAUAUCAGUCACAGAUGUCCGAGGUUAUACGUUGAAGAACACCUUCCGAGGCCAUAAUAUGUCUGUGAGCAAUGUGGUAAUCCACCCCAAGAAGCCCCUCGUUGUCACUGCUUCCGACGAUGGAACAUGGCGGAUGUGGGGGUUGCCAGCCGGCGAUCUUAUCAUGACCGGGGAGGGUCACAAGGAUUGGGUGUCUGGCCUUGACUUCCAUCCAAAAGGCAUGCAUUUGGCGUCUACAUCCGGGGAUUGCACUGUGAAGUUGUGGAGUUUUGAGAAAUCGCGCUGCAUUCAUACCUUCGCAGACCACACACAGGCUGUGUGGUCAGUAUCAUAUCAUACUAGUGGCGAUGUACUCGCGAGCUCAUCUCUCGAUCAUACUUCACGUCUUUGGGAUCUUUUCUCAAUGAAAUGCCGCGGCACCUUGCGGGGCCAUGUCGAUUCAGUGAAUUCCAUCACGUGGCAACUGUAUUCCAGUAUCCUCUGUACUUCAAGCAGCGACAAGACCGUAAGCCUGUGGGAUGCAAGAUCUGCACUAUGUGUGCAGACAUUUUACGGUCACAAAGCUUCCUGCAACCACGCAUGCUUCGACAACAAGGGAUACAUGAUAGCCUCUGUGGAUGCGGACGGGAUUGCGAAACUAUGGGAUGUGAGGAAGGUCGCUGAAUAUGCAACCAUCAAUGUUGGCCCUCAGUCAGCAAACCGGUGCUGCUUUGAUCCCAGUGGCCUCAUCAUUGCGAUUGCUAGCAAUGACCAACGCAUCAAAUGUUUUCAAAUCGACUUAGAGGUAGUGCCAGUGUCUGAGCUGAGAGGCCACGAGGAUGCGGUGCAAGCCGUCCAGUUCGAUCCAAAGGGCAACUUCCUGGUAUCUGGAAGUUCAGAUAGUACGUUUCGUGUUUGGGGAAGCUUCGAAUCAAAGUCAAAGGCCGGGAGGGCUGAGAAUCCAGAAUCGUCAAAUGACUACCCGUGCUAAUUCUCUAGCAAUAAUCUGAAGAACCUUGAAGCUUAUGCGAAUAUUUAUCAAAUAGCAACCAAAUUUUUAAUUGUCUCCUUUAAUCGGAUUUUCUUCAUAUCUGCCAAUCAGAAGAUACAGGAUCCAGGAGCUAGUUGGUUGUUGCAUACCCUUCCUUUAUGUUGCUUUUGAUAUGUGUAUGUUGCCAUCCUGAGCAAUUUGCUGGUCACGGCGCAAUCCUCUCACACACUUGGAAUGAAAGAAUCCGGUAGCCUUUUCAAAAGCCAGAUCUGGUGCUUUACAGGAACCAGGCAGAGUUUUCUAGCAUUGAAAACCCAUUUCAUUUAGAAAAUGGGGAAUGAAGGACUGAGAUCUCAUUUCAAUUCCGCCAUUCAUUCAUGUGUGGUUCCGAUUUGGCAUGCCUCUCUCUGUGUUGUGCUUCUUCUCCUUCUUCUUCUGCUAUGCUUCUUUCCUGCAGCUGCUCUCAAAUGUUCAGAAGAACUCUUGCUUCACAAAUGGAGCACCCCUGCUGCAUGGACUGAAAAAGGUAUCCAUUUAGCAUCCCAAUAGCGGGGCGAACCCAUGAAUUCUGACAUAUCUUACAAUAUUCCAACUGGUUUCUUCUACACUUUUGUCUCCUCAUGGAUUUUUAGAUCGUUUGUGGAACUCCAGAGUUACAUCAUAUUUUUACUUAGAUGCUAAUGUUCGUUGUACUUUUGGUUGUUUAUGUUUCAUCUCAUUUUUUAAGAAAUGUUUCAUAAUUA